Messenger RNA from Sardina pilchardus (European sardine), 2307 nucleotides. Its product is annotated as zinc-binding protein A33-like. Gene Ontology annotation, cellular component: cytoplasm. NCBI's taxonomy places the organism in Eukaryota, Metazoa, Chordata, Actinopteri, Clupeiformes, Clupeidae. Gene Ontology annotation, molecular function: protein binding; zinc ion binding; ubiquitin protein ligase activity. Gene Ontology annotation, biological process: protein ubiquitination. The transcript has 6 exons. The record is from RefSeq and is a predicted model, not a curated record. Bases 174 to 1661 code for a protein of 495 amino acids.
UACAGUAUAAACACCGGGCUAUGUUGUCAAGACGUUCUCUAGUUCGGAUUUAGUUUAAAUUGUUAAUAAGGAGUACAAUCUUUUGGAUUUAUAUCUAUCUAUUAAUGUAUAUUGCAAUUUUCUAAAGCUAUUGUGAACUACGGCGGGUAGGUUAAAAUUAAACCGAAGAAAACAUGGCUUCAAGAUCUUUCUCAGAAGAGGAUUUCUCCUGCGCGGUGUGCCGUGACAUCUACAAGGAUCCUGUUAUUCUGACAUGCAGUCACAGCAUGUGUAAAGUCUGUCUAGAGCGGUUCUGGGAGACAAAACUAUCCAGGGAAUGUCCAGUUUGUAGAAGUGUGUCCUCAAACGAACAGGUCUGUCCGCCCAAUCUGGCUUUAAGAAACUUGUGUGCGAUCUUCUUGCAAAGAAGUCAGAUAGCUGCAGCAGAUUCUGACGUACUUUGCCAUCGGCAUAAGGAGAAACGCAAACUCUUCUGUCUGGAGGAUACACAGCCUGUGUGUUUGGUGUGUCGAGAUUCAAAGAAACACAAAGGGCACACCUUCAGUCCUAUAGAUGAAGCAGCACAAGAACGUAAGGAGGAACUCAGGGUCAAACUGCAGCUCUUAGAGAAGAAACUUGAAGACUUCAACCUCACAACAUUCACCUGUGAUAAAUCUCUAGAGUACAUAAAGGUUCAAAUCCAAAACACAGAGAGGCAAAUCAAGGAGGAGUUUGAGAAGCUUCACCAGUUUCUACGAGAUGAAGAGGCUGCCAGGAUAGCUGCUCUGCGGGAGGAAGAGGAGCAGAGGAGUCAAAUGGUGAAAGAGAAGUUGGAGAAGAUCAACAGAGAGAUCUCAUUACUCUCCGACACAAUCAGAGCCAUAGAGGAGGAGAUGAGAGCCAAUGACAUCACUUUGCUGCAGAACUACAACAGAACAGUGGCUAGAGCCCAGUGCACACUGCAGUAUCCAGAGAGGGUUUCAGGAGCUCUGAUCAAUGUAGCAAAGCACCUGGGCAACCUGAAGUUCAGAGUCUGGGAGAAGAUGCAGGAGAUUGUUCAAUUCGUCCCUGUUACACUGGAUCCUAACUCUGCACAUCCGCAACUCAUUCUGUCUAAGGAUCUGACCAGUAUGAGCUUCAGUUAUAAUAAACAGCAACUCCCUGAUAACCCAGAGAGAUUUAAUUACUGGGUAAAUGUAUUGGGCUCUGAAGGCUUUAACUCAGGGACUCACUGCUGGGAUGUGGAGGUUGGGGACAUACAUCUUUGGGCAUUGGGUGUUAUGUCGGAGUCGGCCAAGAGGAAGGGACCAGUUUGCGAAUGGAGUGGGCUUUGGAUUUUGCUCCAUGACCGCGGCGAGUAUGAUGCAUUUUCCUCUCCGCUGCCGAAGUCUUGGUUCGAAGAAUUCCUGCAAACCAGGGCAUCAAGACCCAACCCUGUCACUGUGACUCAGAGACCCCAGAGGAUCCGAGUGCAGCUGGACUGGGACAAAGGAGAGCUGUCUUUUCAUGACUCUGAUAGCAACACACACCUACACACUAUUACACACACUUUUACAGAGAGAGUAUUUCCAUUUUUUGGCGCUCAGAGUCAACGUAUCCCACUGAAGAUCUUGCCACUGAAGCUGGAAUCAAUCAGUGAAAGACUGAGUGGUGCUCAGGGAGCGGAUAGAACAUCUCUGUAGUCUUGCUACAAGGUCAUGAGGGCAUGGAUUUGUUUUCCUGGACCUUGAGGGAAAAGGAUUUUGACCAGAUUUUGAAGAUCUUUUUUGCUUGUGUGAAUGUUAGAGAGCUGCCAUCAAGUUUGUGUAAAUUGUAAAUUGACUGUAAAUUAAUUAAUGUUAUUUGCAACUGUUAUUUGCAACAACACAGGGAGACUUUUAAUGUGAUUUGUGUCCUGGCCACUGUCUGAGGUUUCUUCCUAUAUGUAUCACCUAUUCUAGGGAGUUUUUCAUCGCCCCUGUUACUCAUGGGCUCUCUCUGUUUGUUAAACACUCUGUAAAGAGCCAUGAGACAUAUGUAAUGUUUUGGCGCUCUAUAAGUGAAAAUUGAGAAAGUUGAAAUUGAGUGCUUUAGCUCAGGAAGACCACUGGGAUGUGGAGGUUGUGAAAAGGAAUCACAGUACAGUUAUUGAACUACUGUAGGUGUGAGGAGAGAAAAUUACUGGAUUUUUGCAUGUACUGUAAGUGUGCCGACUUUUGAAGGUAGAGGUUCCUUUUUUAUUGCACUGGAAGUUUGUUUGUUUGUUUGUGUUCAGCACUUGCUUUCCGUGCUUACAGUAACUCAGGGUGUGCUUCAUCUUCCAGCCUUAAUAAAAAAAACAAAGCCCUA